UUGGUUUACCGGCCACCCAACUCUUCAGCAAAUGAUGAUGAUUGCCUGAUUGAGUCCUUAUUGGACGUGACCCUCACUCAGGCGCACCUAGUCCUACUUGGCGAUUUAAAUCUCGAGAUAGACUGGUCUACUAAUACUGCUAAGAGUUCGGGGUCUUCCAAAUUUCUCGAGUUUUUCAAAGCUGGUGGGUUCACCCAAAACGUUAUGGAACCUACUCGUGGCGAGUCAAUCCUCGAUAUUAUUCUAACAUCUACUCCUCUACUACGGUCUGUUUCAAUCAAGCCCCCUUUCGCUUCAUCAGACCAUAGUACUGUUGCCUUUCAAUUUCAAAUUCAAUCACCGCUCAAGAACAAUUUACCUUUCCCAAAUUUCAAUAAGGCUGACUACGGCGGACUAUCUUCCUACCUUAACUCAGUCAACUGGUGGGAGGUCUUCUGCGAUUACACUUCGGUCGAUGAUGUCUAUAACAGGUUCUGUGGAGUUGUUCAUUCGGUCCCCACAGAUGCACAAGCAUCGUUACCCCAAGCAUCUGUUGAACCUUAUGUCUCAGAAAACUCGGUUGUUCCACACGCUACCAGUGCCUUAACUGACCCUGUCUACAAAAAUUACUUCGAUGAUUCAGCCAAAGCUGAAGCUCUAGCUCAAUACUUUACCUCCGUAUUUGUUCCCCAAUCUAUUCCACUUGAUGAAGUUUCACCUUUACGUAAUACCUUUGAUUCCCUUUCAGAAAUUUCCAUUGAUCCACUAGACGUGCUACGCGUAUUAAAAUCACUGAAGUGUUCUACUGCUUUAACCAUUGAUGGAAUCCCGCAA
Messenger RNA from Cooperia oncophora, 813 nucleotides. The record is from the annotation of a GenBank genome assembly. Lineage: Eukaryota; Metazoa; Nematoda; Chromadorea; Rhabditida; Trichostrongylidae.